This is a messenger RNA of Nannospalax galili (Upper Galilee mountains blind mole rat), 441 nucleotides long. RefSeq names its product leukocyte specific transcript 1 (gene Lst1). Bases 51 to 359 code for a protein of 102 amino acids. Gene Ontology annotation, biological process: dendrite development; immune response; cell morphogenesis. Gene Ontology annotation, cellular component: membrane. The transcript has 4 exons. The record is from RefSeq and is a predicted model, not a curated record. NCBI's taxonomy places the organism in Eukaryota, Metazoa, Chordata, Mammalia, Rodentia, Spalacidae.
AGCAGGGGUUAGCUGUCUUAACCUUCAGGCCAGCUCUCAGUCCCUGGACUAUGUCAUAUCACAUCCGUGACUGUUUCAAACGGGAGUUCUGCUCUUACCUGUGGUACGGGAGCUUGGGGCUGGGAGGGCUGCUAACCCUGACUGUCAUCAUUCUGUCCAUCUGCCUGUACCGGUUCCAUCAGAGAGUGAAGAGGCUGGAGAGGAGCGAGGCCCAGCAACUGCAACAGGAGCUCCACUACGCCUCUCUGCAAAAGCUGCCGGCGUCCAGCAAUGAGCUCGCGGACGGAGAAAGAGAAGAGGAAAACACGGAGGACCCCAGCACCGACUAUGCCUGCAUUGCUAAGAAAAAACCCACUUGAGCAACCCCAAACGCCCCGCCCGCCCAGGGUGGGUGCUCCAAGUCAUCCUGUGUUCAUCUAGUAAAAACUAUGUCUCCCCGCU